Molecule: messenger RNA, 336 nt
Organism: Podospora pseudocomata
Lineage: Eukaryota; Fungi; Ascomycota; Sordariomycetes; Sordariales; Podosporaceae
Exons: 2
Coding region: 1-336 (111 amino acids)
Source: RefSeq, a predicted model, not a curated record
AUGCUUAGAUUGUGCAUGGCAAUAGUAGGCGCGUCCCCUGCCGAGCCCGACAGCCGCAUCUCGAUUGCAUCUGGCCUUUCCACAGUCGCUCACCACCGUCGAACACGUAUCCCAGGCUCCAUUCUGCCCGCAGUAGGCAAUGUGACAAACUGCAGAUGCUGCAGUGUUGCAGGUGUCAGUGAAGGGAUUCGGCCUGUGCUGCCGUGGCACUCGCCGGCGCCACAGAGCAAUUGCAGCGAGUGUUCUUGGGCACAGGUGCAGCCAUUGUGUCAGCUAUCAAACACCAUCGACGGCCAUCAUCUUGUUGAUGUUUUGAUGACAGCAGGCGAGGGAUGA